This is a messenger RNA of Phanerochaete carnosa HHB-10118-sp, 731 nucleotides long. RefSeq lists its product as uncharacterized. The transcript is spliced from 5 exons. Bases 43 to 699 code for a protein of 218 amino acids. Gene Ontology annotation, cellular component: endoplasmic reticulum-Golgi intermediate compartment; endoplasmic reticulum membrane; SNARE complex. Gene Ontology annotation, biological process: vesicle fusion with Golgi apparatus; retrograde vesicle-mediated transport, Golgi to endoplasmic reticulum; endoplasmic reticulum to Golgi vesicle-mediated transport. The record is from RefSeq and is a predicted model, not a curated record. Gene Ontology annotation, molecular function: SNAP receptor activity. NCBI's taxonomy places the organism in Eukaryota, Fungi, Basidiomycota, Agaricomycetes, Polyporales, Phanerochaetaceae.
CGCGACCCAUCCCCACUACACCUACGGCACACGGUCAGAUCAAUGGUCAAGUCUACAAUUGUUGUGCGGGCAUCCGACGCCCUUCCGCUCGCGGCGACGGUCGACGACGAGCAGAUAGAGCAGGCUCUCCAAGAGCACAAGCAGCAGGCGAAGCUCAUCUUCAGGCGAAUCACCCCGAACGCAGAGCCGCGGUGUUCCAUCGAGAGUGGGCAAUAUACGUUGCAUUACCUGAUUGCAGACAACGUGGUGUAUUUGGUCAUUGCGGACAAGUCUUACCCGCGAAAGCUGGCAUUCUCAUAUCUCGACGAGCUCUCGAAAGAGUUUGCAGUGUCGUAUGGCGCGAAGGUAGACACCGUACGGAAGCCGUACGCCUUCGUUGGGUUCGAUACAUUCAUGGCCAAGACGACAAGGCUGUACCAAGAUACUCGAAACAUCAAUGCUUCCAACUCACCUCUGGACAAACUCAGCGAUGAGCUCCAAGACGUGACGCGCAUCAUGACCAAAAACAUGGAGGAACUUCUCUGGCGUGGUGAUUCCCUCGACCGCAUGUCUCAUCUAUCAACGUCCCUACGCUCGGAGUCGGAGAAGUACCGCAAAGCGGCGCGGAACAUCAAUAUCCAGGCGAUGCUUCGCCAGUACGCACCAAUAGGUGCCGUUGUCUUCAUCUUCAUUAUUCUGCUCUGGUGGAGGUUCUCAUGAUUGCCUGCCGUGUACGAUGUACAUACCCCCGC